This is a messenger RNA of Penaeus vannamei (Pacific white shrimp), 906 nucleotides long. The record is from RefSeq and is a predicted model, not a curated record. NCBI's taxonomy places the organism in Eukaryota, Metazoa, Arthropoda, Malacostraca, Decapoda, Penaeidae.
ACUGUCAGGUCUAAAUACCUGUUUCAAUGUAUGCUUUGAUAGCUUGUACAUUUAAAUUUCUAAGCACCGAAUUAUUACUUUAUUGCAAUCAAAAAAGAGAAAAGACCGAAGAAAACUAUAGUUUCUGGAAAAUCAGGCUUAAUUCGCCAUUUCUUUAAUAAAAUCGGUGUGAUAUCAGCUGGUGAAAGGGAAGAUUACCACUACCGGGAUUGUGGACCAGAGAGUAUGUAUUGUACGGACCUGCCUGCCACCAUCGCCUUUGGUACUCAGCCAUAGCCGCUACGAUAGCCGAAUGUGGAGGGUACUCCUAAUCAGAAACGGACUUAAUGCACAAGGUCACCACAGCUGAUGUGCUUCCACCACGGCCUUGUCCGUCGGGGAAGAGCCUGUGAGCCUGUGGCAUCUAUCAAUCAGAUUUAGGUAUCAAAUGCAUUAAAAGGAAUCUUGGAUCUCAUGGCCAAUCCUUUAAGAAGCCAAGUUCUCUCCCUGUAUCGACGAGUCCUGCGUCUUGCACGCACAUGGGAGGCUCAGGACGUCAGAGAUACUGAACUGGAAAGGAAAUACAUCACUGAUGAGGCUCAGAAGCUAUUCAGAAGAAACCAAGACAUCAUAGGAGAGGAGAAUAUUAGGCAACACAUUGUGGAAGGGGAAUCUCGUUUGGAAAUAGGAUUGCACUACAAGUCCCCAUACCCAAGACCAGUGCAUAUGCCACCAAACACUAUAACAAUGAGAGAUGGCAAAGCUUGGGGCCAAGGAAAUUUACGGAGACAGAAGACUUCUAGACCUAUUUAUGUAAAGUCCCUUGAUGAUGAGACUUGAUAUUAACUUUGUAGAAAAUUCAUGUAUAUAAAAUGUGUGCAAAUAUGUAUAUAUAUAUAUCUUGUAUUAAAAUUUGAAUGAGCAUUA